Cynara cardunculus var. scolymus (artichoke) is the source of this 2391-nucleotide messenger RNA. RefSeq names its product mitogen-activated protein kinase 15-like. The coding region runs from base 503 to 2263 and encodes 586 amino acids. Gene Ontology annotation, cellular component: cytoplasm; nucleus. Lineage: Eukaryota; Viridiplantae; Streptophyta; Magnoliopsida; Asterales; Asteraceae. The record is from RefSeq and is a predicted model, not a curated record. The transcript is spliced from 10 exons. Gene Ontology annotation, biological process: protein phosphorylation; intracellular signal transduction. Gene Ontology annotation, molecular function: ATP binding; MAP kinase activity.
UAGGAACCCACUUCAUGCUUUUCCUUCUAUUUAAUCCAACCCUCCUUUGCAUUCUCUCUCUCUCUCUGCGCGUCUCUUUAAUCAGCCAUCGAAACCUUCAAGAUCUUCAGAUCAAAACCCAUUCUUAAUCUUAUUCACUAAUCGUUACUCAUCAUAAACUCUCUACUUCUCUCAACGUUUCCUUCUCAUCGAUGAUAGUCUGGUAUCUUUAUAAUUCUUAAACGAGGGCGGUGUCGGUGGCGCUACACUUUCUAGGGUUAGGGUUUUCAAGAAUUGGAUGAGUAAGGUGGUGGUCACAUGCUUUCUUGCCGAAGAUAUUUGGGAUAGGAUAAGGAGAGAUUGUGGGUUGGUCAUUCGUAGUCGCGGUAGGUGGGGCAAAUGUGGCUGAUUUUCUUUAUUUAUUUCUGAAUUUCCGGCCAACAACCACCGCCAUUACUUUUCCUUCUUUAUUUUCUUUUGAUCUGAUUUUCAUUUCAAGAAACAAGACUGUGCCAGGUUCACGAUGCAGCAAGAUCGGAGAAGAAAGAGUUCAAAAGAUGUAGAGUUUUUCACUGAAUACGGUGAAUCAAAUCGAUACAAAAUCUUGGAGAUAAUAGGAAAGGGAAGUUAUGGAGUCGUUUGUGCAGCCGUUGACACACAGACUGGGGACAAGGUUGCAAUAAAGAAAAUAACCAACAUUUUUGAACAUUCAUCUGAUGCUAUUCGGAUUUUGCGUGAGAUUAAGUUGCUUAGGCUUCUACGUCAUCCUGAUAUUGUUGAAAUUAAGCGGAUCAUGUUGCCACCAUCAAGACGCGACUUCAAAGAUAUUUAUGUGGUAUUUGAACUAAUGGAAUCUGAUCUUCAUCAAGUUAUAAAAGCCAAUGAUGACUUGACGCAUGAGCACCAUCGGUUUUUCCUCUAUCAAAUGCUACGAGCUUUGAAAUAUAUGCAUACAGCAAACGUGUACCAUCGAGAUCUCAAGCCAAAGAACAUAUUAGCAAAUGCAAAUUGCAAACUCAAGAUAUGCGAUUUUGGACUAGCAAGGGCUGCAUUUACUGAUACCCCAACCACAAUAUUUUGGACGGAUUAUGUUGCAACAAGAUGGUAUAGAGCUCCUGAGCUAUGCGGAUCUUUUUACUCAAAGUAUACCCCUGCUGUUGAUAUUUGGGGCAUUGGAUGUAUAUUUGCUGAAGUAUUGACAGGAAAGCCACUCUUUCCUGGCAAGAGCGUUGUCCACCAGUUGGAGCUUAUCACUGAUCUUCUUGGGACACCAUCAUCAGAUACCAUUUCUAGAGUUCGUAAUGACAAGGCAAGAAAAUACUUAACGGAUAUGCGAAGAAAGAAGCCUGUGACGUUUUCAGAGAAAUUUCUAGAUGUCGACCCCCUGGCACUUAGGCUAUUGCAAAGGUUGUUAGCGUUUGAUCCAAAGGAUCGACCAACUGCAGAACAAGCACUAGCUGAUCCAUACUUCAAGGGACUUUCCAAAGUUGAGAGGGAGCCUUCUUGUCAGUCAUUUUCAAAGUUGGAGUUUGAGUUUGAGAGGCGCAGGGUAACAAAGGAGGACAUUAGGGAAUUAAUAUUCCGGGAGGUUCUGGAAUACCACCCUCAGCUGCUGAAAGAUUACAUGGCUGGGAAUGAUCACUCCAAUUUUCUUUAUCCUAGUGCCAUUGGUCAAUUUCGGAGACAGUUUGCGUAUUUUGAGGAAAACGUUGGGAAAAGCGGGCCUGUUAUACCUCCAGAGAGGAAGCAUGCUUCUCUCCCAAGGUGUACAGUUUCUUCUUUGAGUAUGAUUGGUGGUCCUCCGAAGCUGCAGCAGUGUUUGGCUGCAUUUGAGAAUAGACCAAUGGUAGAAAACGUGUCUUGUAAUGCAAGCGGAAACAUUUUUAACGCUGCCGCUGCCCGGCCACCCCCCAGGAUGCCCAAAGGAAGGGUCGUUGGGCCAGUUCUUCCGUUUGAGGGUAGCCGAGAAAUGAAAGAUCCUCGGGUAAUGGUUAGAAAUGGUGGUGGAUAUGCAUAUAGGAGCAAUAGCGGAAAGAUUGAAGCAGAUGAUAGGGAUUCUUAUUCCUUGAUCAAACAGCAAACAACGGCAACGGCAACGGCUAAAGGGUUGAUCAACAGUAACCCGUAUUACAACCAAGGUCAUGGGCAUGGUCAACAGGCAAACGAAAGGAUAGCAAUGGAUCCGAAGUUUAUGCAGGUGGCACAGCCACAAUAUGGCGUGGCGGGAGCGGCAGCAGUUGCUGUUGCCGCCCAUAGAGAGGUUGGUGUUGUUCAGAUAUCGUAGAUGUGGUUUGCGGCGGCUCUGUUUUCGUUUUCAAUCUUUAGCUUAAAUGGUGUUUUAGUUGCUGUAUAUUGCAUACUCCUUUUGAAAUAAGGAAGAGGAUAUUGAAAUAAAAUUGUGUUUUUUCCUAA